AUGAGAUUGGCUGCUUCUCGUUUAGUGUCACGUUCGGUGGCGUUGAGAAGUCCCUUACAACGAGGUGCCCACGUCCAGGGACGAAGAUUGUACUACUACUCGGUAGUGUCGCCUUUACAACUCAUAAAAUUCAUGCAUUUCAACUCUAAUGUACGGUUUAAUCCUCAGCUAAAGCUGGUCGCCACGCGGAGGUUUAGUUCGUUUAUCCCCAGGGUGGUGGCUAAGAUAGCAAAGACCCCCGUGUAUCUUGGGGGUGGCAUUGCAGCUGCUGGGAGUUACAUUGCAUACAAAGUGGAACAGACAAGUAAUUAUACUAUGGAUAAGAUAGACCAGUUGAAGGAUUUUUCAAGUGGAAUGAAGGAUAAGAUUGUGAGAUUGUUUCAGAACGGCAGUAAUGAUGGUGGUGGUUCUAAUUCAAAUGGCUCUAUACCCGGUGCCACUCUGGCUGCAACAUUGGCAGCUGAAGAAGAAGAGGAAGAGAGACUUGAUCAGGAGUUGCAAAAAAUGCAUGACAAUAAUGCAUGGGAUGAGGAUUCGAAUGAUGAAGAUGGCGAAAUUGAUGAUAGUAUCGACACUACUCAGGAUGAAAUGCUUAAUUUGACCAAGCAAAUGAUAGAAAUUAGAACCAUUUUGAAUAGAGUCGACCCAGGUUCAACUCAUUUGACGCUACCUUCUAUUGUGGUCAUUGGAUCUCAAUCUUCUGGUAAAUCCUCUGUAUUGGAGGCCAUAGUGGGAAAAGAAUUUUUACCCAAAGGUUCUAACAUGGUAACAAAAAGACCCAUAGAAUUAACUCUCGUGAAUACCCCAAACUCUCCAGAAAUUACGGCAGAUUUUCCCUCACAACGAUUGUAUAAUCUGAAAGAUUUCAAAGAAGUGAGGAGAAUCCUAUUAGAAUUGAAUAUGGCAAUCCCAUCUUCGGAAGCAGUCUCGGACGACCCAAUUCAACUAACUAUCAAAUCUUCCAGAGUACCCGAUUUGUCACUAGUAGAUCUACCAGGUUAUAUACAGAUUGAAGCUGCUGAUCAACCAUUAGAAUUAAAAUCUAGAAUCCGUCAAUUGUGUGACAAAUAUUUGAAGGAACCAAAUAUUAUAUUGGCCAUUUCAGCUGCAGAUGUCGAUCUUGCUAACAGUUCUGCAUUACGAGCCUCAAAGAAAGCCGAUCCAGAAGGGUUAAGAACGAUAGGUGUUAUCACCAAAUUAGAUCUAGUAAGUGCAAGUAUGGCCAAAGAUAUAUUGAACAACAGAAGAUAUCCUCUAAAGAUGGGAUACGUUGGUGUCAUAACCAAAGCACCAAACGAAUUUAAUAAGCACAAUUACCUUAGUCUGUUCAAUGACCAAUCAACUUCCAACAACUCAUCACAUUCACCAUUAAGUGGUUUGUUUGGUAAAAAAUUGGACCAAACAAGUAAAGAAAAUAAGAGCUCCGAGAAUGAAUUAGGUUUGCAACAAAUAGAAUCGAGACAGUUUGAAAAAUUAUAUUUUCAACAAAAUAAAAAGAUUUUUAGCAACUGUCAGGUAUCGACAAAAAAAUUGAGGGAAAGAUUAAUUAAAAUCUUGGAAAUAUCAAUGUCCAACGCACUUGAACCUACAUCAAAUAUAAUACAACAAGAACUGGAUGAUACUUCCUAUUUAUUCAAAGUUGAAUUCAAUGAUAGACAGUUAACUCCGAAAUCAUAUCUUUUGAAUAACGUAGAUAUAUUAAAGUUAACCAUAAAAGAGUUCCAGGAGAAAUUCAGUAGAACUGAAUUGAAAUCGAUAUUGAAGGCAGAUCUCGAUCAAAAAGUGCUUGAUUUUCUAGCUGCAAGAUACUGGAAAGACGAAAAUCUUGCCACUUCGCUUUCGUCUACAAUGAAGAGUGAUAGCGAAAUGUUAUAUUGGCAUAGAAAACUGGGACUUGCCUCUUCAAGUUUGACUAAAAUUGGUAUUGGUAGGCUUUCAACAAUGUUAGUUACAAACUCGAUCUUAAAGGAACUGGAUAACAUUUUAAAUAACACUCAAUUAAAAUCGCAUGAACUAAUUAAAGAUUUGGUGACCAACACUGCAGUGAAUGUACUAAAUACAAAGUAUUAUUCUACUGCUGACCAAGUGGAGAACUGUAUUAAGCCUUACAAAUAUGAAAUUGACUUAGAAGAUCGUGAUUGGGAACUGGCCAGAAAUCAUUCGAUUAGUUUACUGAAGGAAGAGUACCAUCAAUGUAAAGAGCGUUUUGACACUAUAAAAAAUGCAGUGGGAAAUAAAAAGCUACAGAGAGUAAUGUCAUAUUUGGAUCAUGAUGAUGGCUUACAAAAACAAGAAACCCUUGGAAUGUCUAAGAUUUUGUUAGAGAGAGGUUCUGAGGCAGUAUUCCUAGACAAAAGAUUGAAGGUACUGAACUUCAGAAUGAGGAUGCUGAGAAAUAGAUGCUACUCGAAAUCUGAGAAAGAUCGCUGUCCAGAAGUAUUUUUAAAUGCAGUAAGUGAGAAAUUGAUAUCAACCGCUGUACUAUUUUUAAAUGUUGAAUUACUAAGUGACUUCUUCUACAAUUUCCCAAUAGAAUUGGAUAGAAGGUUGAGUACUCUGAGCGAAGAGCAAAUCGAAAUGUUUGCUAAAGAAGAUCCAAAAAUUGCAAGACACAUUGAUUUACAAAAGAGAAAGGAGCUGUUAGAGUUAGCACUUGAGAAAAUCGAUUCAAUUUUGGUCUUCAAAAAGAGCUACAAAAAUGUAAAUACUAAUAUAUAG
This is a messenger RNA of Kazachstania africana CBS 2517, 2718 nucleotides long. RefSeq names its product dynamin-related GTPase MGM1 (gene MGM1). Gene Ontology annotation, cellular component: membrane; microtubule; cytoplasm. The coding region runs from base 1 to 2718 and encodes 905 amino acids. The transcript has a single exon. Gene Ontology annotation, molecular function: GTP binding; microtubule binding; GTPase activity. NCBI's taxonomy places the organism in Eukaryota, Fungi, Ascomycota, Saccharomycetes, Saccharomycetales, Saccharomycetaceae. The record is from RefSeq and is a predicted model, not a curated record.